AUGUCUAGCAGUGACCAGCCCCGUUUCGAGCACGCCGAUCCGGCCGCCCACGACCCGAAAGACUCGAGUAGGUACCACGCUGCUGCCGCUGCUGCUGCCCUAGAUCUGAAUGUGUCGCUGAAACCUGACUCUUUCCCAGAGGACCAGCGUUCUAUUGCCAACCGCGUCGAAGCGGCGAUUGCAGCUGAGGACGAGGACAGCGACAGCCCCGAGGUCCAGGCGCUCAAGGAGGACCCGACGUUGCCCGCCCGGUUGAACGGCAACGAGCCCAGCCGCGGGGCCAAGAUUGAUGCGCAGAUCCAGGCCGAGGAGGAGGCCGAGCUGGAGCGCAAGGGCAAGGCUUAG
Vanrija pseudolonga is the source of this 345-nucleotide messenger RNA. RefSeq lists its product as uncharacterized. The transcript has a single exon. Bases 1 to 345 code for a protein of 114 amino acids. Lineage: Eukaryota; Fungi; Basidiomycota; Tremellomycetes; Trichosporonales; Trichosporonaceae. The record is from RefSeq and is a predicted model, not a curated record.